Molecule: messenger RNA, 1023 nt
Organism: Hansenula anomala
Lineage: Eukaryota; Fungi; Ascomycota; Saccharomycetes; Phaffomycetales; Wickerhamomycetaceae
Gene: ERV41
Product: Erv41p
Exons: 2
Coding region: 1-1023 (340 amino acids)
Biological process (GO): retrograde vesicle-mediated transport, Golgi to endoplasmic reticulum; endoplasmic reticulum to Golgi vesicle-mediated transport
Cellular component (GO): Golgi membrane; COPII-coated ER to Golgi transport vesicle; endoplasmic reticulum
Source: RefSeq, a predicted model, not a curated record
AUGGCCAACCUACGUUCUUUCGAUGCCUUUCCAAAGGUUGCAUCCACGCACCAGGUGCGUUCCACUAAAGGUUCAUACUCCACGAUCAUGCUUGGGUUAUUUGUCCUAUUCUUGACAUAUGUGGAACUAGGGCAAUUCUUUGGCGGUGAGAUAGAUCAUCAGUUCAAAGUGGAUAACACGGUACAGAAAGACCUACGGAUAAAUAUGGAUAUCGUUGUUGCGAUGCCGUGUAAUUUCAUACAUACAAAUGUUAAAGAUUUAACAGAGGAUAGAUUCCUUGCUGGUGAAUUGUUGCAUUAUGAAGGGUUUUCAUUUUUCGUUCCGGAGGGAUAUAGACGUGAUGAUGAUUAUGAUGUUAGUACUCCUGAUUUAGAUAAGGUUAUGGCUGAGGGUAUCGUGGCAGAGUUUAGAGAUCGUGGUGAUGCUAAAGAUUCAGGUGCUCCAGCUUGUCAUAUUUAUGGUUCUAUCCCUGUGAAUAAAGUUCAAGGUGAUUUCCAUAUUACUGCUAAGGGGUAUGGGUAUAGAGAUCGUUCACAUGUGGGUAUUGAAAGUUUGAAUUUUAGUCAUGUUAUUAGUGAGUUUUCAUUUGGUGAAUUUUAUCCAUAUAUUCAUAAUCCUUUAGAUGCUACAGUGAAGUUGACUGAGGAGCAUUUACAAAGUUAUCAAUAUUAUUUGAAUGUUGUUCCUACUCAGUAUAAAAAAUUGGGUGUGGAAAUUGAUACAAAUCAAUAUAGUACUUCAUUAUUGAAAAAACAAUACACUUUAGAGAAGAAAGGUGUUCCUGGAAUUUUUUUCAAAUAUGAUUUUGAACCAAUUUCAUUAAUAGUGGAGGAUAAAAGAAUUCCAUUUGUAAGUUUCUUGGUUAGAUUGGCCACUAUAUAUGGUGGACUUAUAAUAGUUGCCAAAUAUUUGUACAAAACGUUUGAUAAGGUGUUGAUUUUGUUAUUUGGUAAGAAGUUCGCAGCAAGAGGUGAAGAAAAGAAAGCAUCGUUACUAGAUGAUUACGAUGAUGAUGAAGAAUGA